AUGUUAAGAGCAACAAAAAGAAAAAGAAAAGGUUCCAACCUUGCAGUAGCUGGUGGGUCUUGUGAAAAGAGGGCAAAAGCGACAAGUAAGAAUGUUUUUAAGAAAGGUGAUAUUGUAUUAUGUCCUCUACAGUAUGGUGUAUGGUGGCCUGGCUAUAUUGUUAAUUUUGUUUCUGAAAAUAAAGUCACCAUUGGAUUUUUUGAAGAGAAUCAAGUAAACAUAACUCCAUUAUCUAAAGUUGUAGGCAUAUCAUUUCAAGAUGCAAGUCUUCUGAUAAUGUCUAGUUCAAAUUGUCAUCAUUCAGAAGAAACCACAGAUUUGACUGAUGAAUCUGGAGAUGAUCCCGAUUUUGUACCAAAUAGUGAAGAUGAAACCUCAGAUGAAUGUGAAGGAGAACUAGACAUUAACAGAAUUCCUCAAGUUUCUGACACUGAUAAAUUUAAAUCCACUCCAUGUUCAUUAAAUAAUACCGUAUUAGAGCAAAAUGAAGCUGUUAGUUUGGUGAAUGAGGAAGAGCGUUUAUAUGAUGUAGAUCACCACGAAGUAUUUAUCAAAGUUUUAUAUAAAAAUAUAAAUUCAUCUCUUGGAAGACCUUAUGAUAGAAGGCAUGCAUGUAAAUUUUGCAAGAAACUGAAAACUAAUAUUCAAACCCAUCUCGAACAUGCCCACAAGGCUGAGGCCGAAAUAAUAAAGAUAGCUGAAUUAAAACGAGAUGUUGCUAUGUCACCAAACCCAGAACACACAAAAAAUUUACACAAAUUACAAACAGAACUUCGCAAUGAAGGAAAUCAUCAGCACAACCUACAGCAUUUUGACCGAGUUGUUGAAUGCGCUUUAAAAACAUGCGAAGAAGAUGAGGAACAAGAGCUAAGAAAUCCAAGCACAGCCUUAAAAUUAUCCUUCGAUGUGGACAAACUAUGCACUAUUAAAUUAGGUCUGUGCAUGCGAACCCGAGAUGAAAGGGGUAAACAAGAUUCAAUUGAUUUCAAAAAUUUGAUCCAAUUGGAGUGGAAAACCAAAGUAACAAGAUUAGCACAAGCAACACUACAAGAUGGCUUUUAUAAUAAAGCAAAAUGUUUGCUGUACCCAGAAGACAUUGUGAAAGUAUCUGCUUAUCUAGUGAAGGAGUUAAAAGAAAUUGAUCUUUCCAAAGAAACCGAAGUGUAUCAAGAAGUCAUAAUUUUGACCCAAUGUCGACUUCUUCUAUUUAACAGAAGAAGGCCAGGGGAACUUGAAAGUUUGAGCAUAGCUUCUUAUUUGAACAAACCAGGUUUAGAUGAAAGAGAAGUCGACUUGAGAAAAGACCUUACUAAAUUUGAACAAAUGCUGCUUUCUUCUCAAGAGUUAGUAGAAAUCCGGGGAAAGACUGGAAGAAAAGUGCCCGUUAUCAUUCCUUCUGAAUGUAUCAAAAUGUUAGAAUUUCUGUCUAAUCCAGAAAUCAGAUUGAAAUCUAACAUUAAUAAAGAAAAUCAAUAUAUGUUUGCCAACACAGGUUCUGGAGUAAUCCGUGCUGGAGAAUCAUUGAAUAACGUAAAGGAGCGGCUUGAACUAAGGGGCUCAUCUAGAAUAUUGGCCACUAAUCUUAGGAAACACACAGCAACCAUAUCACAGAUUGUAAACCUUACUGACCAGGAGUUGAAAAACCUUUGUCGACACUUAGGUCACACACAAAGAGUCCAUGAAAAUCACUAUAGACAAACUCUUGGUUUGGUGGAAAGGAUAGAUAUUGCCAAAUUGAUGAUUAUGCAGGAGCAUAACCUUAUAGCUACUUAUGCAAAUAAGAAGCUCUCAGAAAUUCAGUUUGAUGAAAUUCUUGAAAACAUAGAAGAACCUGAAAGUAAAUCAACUAAUUCGGAACCAGCGGACGCAGAUGUUACAGUCAACCGUGUUUGCUGGACACAACAAGAAGAAAAGGAAAUAAGAAAAAGAUUUAAAAUAUAUUUUGAUGAGGGGACAAAAACAUGUCCAUCUAAGUAUGACUGUAAAGAAGCCUUAAGAAAAUCUAAAGAAGAAGGUGGAAUGAUUGUAAGAAGAUCAUGGGAAACAUUAAAAAAAAAAGUUAACAAUAUGUUAAAACGGGCUCAAAAGUAA
Lottia gigantea (owl limpet) is the source of this 2091-nucleotide messenger RNA. RefSeq lists its product as hypothetical. The transcript has 12 exons. The record is from RefSeq and is a predicted model, not a curated record. Bases 1 to 2091 code for a protein of 696 amino acids. NCBI's taxonomy places the organism in Eukaryota, Metazoa, Mollusca, Gastropoda, Lottiidae.